UCUUACCCUGUUAGUCUGCUACCCUGUUGUUUACUGGUUGUGUAUAUGUAUAUUUCGCCUGAAAUGUACAACAUCACGUUGCAGCGUGAGGCAGUUUCAAGUUGACUAAUGACAAAGUCAAUCAUAUGCAUACACCAGCACGCGCCUAUAAAUGUGGACAGAGUCGUGUAUUGAUCUGUAUGUCGAGGUAUCUCUCUUGUGCUCCAGCAUCAGCCCAGAAUCCCACACCAACCCCACACUGGGUAACGUUUACGCAUUUUGACCCAAUAUGACCAGUCGAUCUUCUACUGGACCAAACAAGCUAAAGUCGUGCCCUAGGGAAGGACUUUUGUGAUUCACGCUCCUGUUUACUGGGAGGGGGCGGAGAAUCAUCCAUGAAUGCCAGUACGCUUACAGAGCCUAUUUCUACAACCCCUAAACCUAUGAUGGGAGACGAAAUCCAAGAAACGCCUACUGAAGCAGGUGCCAUCGCUGGAGCUGUGUUCGGUAUUGUUGUAUGUCUGAUUAUCCUGGCUGUAGCCGCCUUCAUGUACCGCCGACACAAAAGAGAGAGGGAGGAGCUGAGGCGAGCCAAACGCUCUCAGAUGUCAUCCAUGUUAAACGCUGGGGUGUAUAUGGAUACUACCACAACAGAUAGUCUAGUCCCCACCCAUGUCGUGACGGGGCCACACUCAAACCCCCGUAACAGUGCCUACAAAUCUCUCAACACACAACCUGAUCUGUUCGAGCAGGACUCAGACGACGAAAUUUGAGACGCCUCACUUCCCCUUGAUCCAUAGUCCCGAGUUUCCUCUGGCCUUGACACCAUGUCUGGUGUAGGUGUCAGGGUCAGAGGAAAGUCGGGCUACUUGAUCCAGUGAUCAGUAACAUGGAUUAUGCAGUUGUACGUAAACAUGGUCAAUUAUGUCAAAACGUGUGAGCAAGUGCAAUCAACACUUAUAAAUGAUAAUAAUGAUAAAAUCAUACGAAGAAAACAUGUAUAUAUGUAAUAUCAAUUCGUAGAUACACACAUGAAGACAUGCAAUCACGUGUAAGCCAAUGCUUGGCAACAACUUAAGAUCAUACCCUACAUGUGCUAUUUGAUGACGCAAUGUAAAAUGAAAGACAGAAAAAACCGUUCUGGGAAAAUGAUCUGGUGAUCAGUAACAAAGAAACAUUGUCUGUCCGUGACGUCAUGAUGUGCCAUAUAAUUUCUGUCCUUGGCGUCAUGACGUCCGAUACAAGUGUCUCUCCGUGACGUCAUGACAUUUCAUACAAAUUGUCUCUUCAUUACGUCCCAUAUAACUGUCUGUCCGUGACGUUAUGGAGUCUCAUAUAAUUGUCUGUGACGUCAUGAGGGUAUCACAUAGUUGUCUGUCCGUGGUGUCAUAACGUCCCAUAUAAUUGUUUGUCCGUGACGUCAUGACGUUCUAUAUUAUUGUCUUUGACGUGUUAAAUAAAUUGUCUGACAUCAUGACGUCCCGUAUUAUUGUUUGUCUCUGAGGUUAUGACGUUACAUAACAUAAAUUUAUAUAUGCGUGUGCACAGGAAAUAGGAUUAACAGAAUAGAAAUACAAGUAUGAUGGAUGCCAGGUAGUUUUAUUGUUGUAAACUGGAGAAUACUCAUCAUUAUUGAACCACGUGUCUUAGUUAUAUCUAGCUUUUCAUUGUUUUCUCAUUUAAUAUGAACAAUAUGUCUUUUACAAAGAAACCAUAUUGAUUAAUUUACAAUGACACAAUAUUUUGUAUAUAAAAAUAGUGAAAGUAUGUUUGUGGAUGUAAAAUCUCCGUUAGGAACCAGCCAAUGAGUAUGUGAAAUUUGAAAUAAUGCAGCUUGAUACAAUUUUGAUAAGUCAACCAUGUUAUUGUUUAAUCAAGUGUGGAAAUACGUAGUUGCAAACAAUUAUGGUAGAAAGAGAACCAGAUUCGUCUUUUUCAUUGGGUGUAAAUUGUAUGUUGAUUUUGAUUAAACUGCGAUGUAAUGCGUUAAGUGUCCAGAUCAGGUACGAAUCUGAAAGCUUUCGAAAUGAUGUGUAUUAUUCAGUAAUGGAUGUGUCUGGGCUCCUGUCAAUACUAUGAACAGCAAUACACAAUGCAUUUUACAUCCUUUCAAGCGGAUGGAACUUUUAAACAUAGCGACAGCUUAGAUUACCGACUGUAAGUCGGAAGCGAAAGCGAAAAACUUUGUGAUCAUUUUAAUUCAAUUUGUGAACCAUUGUUAUACUGGGAAAAUCAGAAUUCAUAUUUAAUACAUGGUAUACAUGGAAAAUCGCGCUUUACAAUUAUUGAAACAAUGUAGAAAUAUUGGAAUCAUUAUAUUCAGUAUUAUAUAGGUAUACAAAGUAAGCGGACAUUUCAAUCGCCAGCAGUGCCUUAGUAAUGCCAAAAAUAUAUACUGUAGGCUGCGACACUUUGUGAGUCACGUAAUUUACGAUCACUAGAUAUAAAUAACUCGCAUAUAUUUAAUCGGGUCAUUAAAGAAUAUCAUUUAUCGGUUAUUAUAAUCUCAAAUCCAAUUUUCGUAAAAGAAAUACGACUCUCUUUCUGUACAUGGUGUAUGUAUCGUCCUACAAUAGGCUGUACUGUAUAUGUAUCGUCCUACUAUAGCCUGUACUGUACAUGGUGUAUGUAUCGUCCUACAAUAGGCUGUACUGUACAUGGUGUAUGUAUCGUCCUACAAUAGGCUGUACUGUACAUGGUGUAUGUAUCGUCCUACAAUAGGCUGUACUGUACAUGGUGUAUGUAUCGUCCUACAAUAGGCUGUACUGUACAUGGUGUAUGUAUCGUCCUACAAUAGGCUGUACUGUACAUGGUGUAUGUAUCGUCCUACUAUAGCCUGUACUGUACAUGGUGUAUGUAUCGUCCUACUAUAGGCUGUACUGUACAUGGUGUAUGUAUCGUCCUACUAUAGGCUGUACUGUACAUGGUGUAUGUACCGUCCUACAAUAGGCUGUACUGUACAUGUUGUAUGUAUCGUCCUACAAUAGCCUGUACUGUACAUGGUGUAUGUAUCGUCCUACAAUAGGCUGUACUGUAUAUGGUGUAUGUAUCGUCCUACUAUAGGCUGUACUGUACAUGGUGUAUGUAUCGUCCUACAAUAGCCUGUACUGUACAUGGUGUAUGUAUCGUCAUACAAUAGGCUGUACUGUAUAUGGGGUAUGUAUCGUCCUACAAUAGGCUGUACUGUACAUGGUGUAUGUAUCGUCCUACUAUAGGCUGUACUGUACAUGGUGUAUGUAUCGUCCUAAUAUAGGCUGUACUGUACAUGGUGUAUGUAUCGUCCUAAUAUAGGCUAUACUGUACAUGGUGUAUGUAUCGUCCUACAAUAGGCUGUACUGUACAUGGUGUAUGUAUCGUCCUACAAUAGCCUGUACUGUACAUGGUGUAUGUACCGUCCUACAAUAGGCUGUACUGUACAUGGUGUAUGUAUCGUCCUACUGUAGCCUGUACUGUACAUUGUGUAUAUAUCGUCCUACAAUAGGCUGUACUGUACAUGGUGUAUGUAUCGUCCUACUAUAGGCUGUACUGUACAUGGUGUAUGUAUCGUCCUACAAUAGGCUGUACUGUACAUGGUGUAUGUAUCGUCCUACUAUAGGCUGUACUGUACAUGGUGUAUGUAUCGUCCUACAAUAGGCUGUACUGUACAUGGUGUAUGUAUCGUCCUACUAUAGGCUGUACUGUACAUGGUGUAUGCAUCGUCCUACAAUAGGCUGUACUGUACAUGGUGUAUGUAUCGUCCUACAAUAGGCUGCACUGUACAUGGUGUAUGUACCGUCCUACAAUAGGCUGUACUGUACAUGGUGUAUGUAUCGUCCU
This is a messenger RNA of Pecten maximus, 3795 nucleotides long. RefSeq lists its product as uncharacterized. The coding region runs from base 375 to 752 and encodes 125 amino acids. The transcript is spliced from 5 exons. Lineage: Eukaryota; Metazoa; Mollusca; Bivalvia; Pectinida; Pectinidae. The record is from RefSeq and is a predicted model, not a curated record.